Messenger RNA from Cylicocyclus nassatus, 1832 nucleotides. Lineage: Eukaryota; Metazoa; Nematoda; Chromadorea; Rhabditida; Strongylidae. The record is from the annotation of a GenBank genome assembly.
AUGACUGUUAACUACAACCUCUCCGUGUCCACAUCACAUCCAUGGACAUUUAUUCGGCUUUUCUUCAGAUGGAAAGGAUCGGUAUGGAAGGCUGUUUGGAUGCAAUAUGUGAUUUGGCUAGCCUUAUACUGGAUCGUCAGUGCUUGUUAUCGAUUCGCAAUGAAUGACUGGCAAAAAAUGUACUUCACACAUCUGGUUGAAUUCACGAAUGCACGACUCUCUUACGUUCCGCUCGACUUGAUGUUGGGCUUCUUCGUUGCUGGUGUGCUAAAUCGUUUUUGGUAUCUGUUCAACAUCAUCGGAUUCAUGGACAACAUUGCUCUAAUGACAGCUUUGUAUGUUCGUGGAACAGAAGAGCGUGCACGUCAGUACCGGAGAAAUAUUGUGCGUUAUUGUCAGCUUACUCAGGUUCUCGUCUUCCGCGACUUAUCGAUGCAAUGCCGUUUGCGAUUUCCAACGCUGGAUACGGUAGCAGCGGCUGGUUUUAUGAUGCCACAUGAGAAAGAGAAUUUUGAUGGCAUACAGUACAACUACAAUAAAUACUUUCUCCCAUUUAAUUGGGCUUGGGCUCUGAUCUACCGCGCCAGAAAGGAGGGCUUGAUAGAAAGCGAUUAUUAUGUCACCAUACUUUCAGAGGCAGUAAAAAAAUUUCGCACGGAUCUGGCAUGGCUUUGUAACUACGACUGGGUUCCAUUGCCAAUGAUUUAUCCGACUAUUGUUUGUCUAGCAGUUCAUUCAUAUUUUCUUGUAUGUGUGGUUGCUCGACAACAUGUAGAAAAUUCGAAAUAUGAUAUUUAUAUGAUGGAUCUAAUAUUCCCCUUUAUGACAAGCAUCCAAUUUGUUCUAUAUAUGGGUUGGCUCAAGGUAGCAGAAGCACUCCUUAAUCCUUGGGGACUGGAUGAUGACGAUUUUGAGACAAAUACUCUUAUCGACAGGAAUUUAGCGAUGGGAUUGAAAAUCGUCGAUGAAGGCUAUGGAAGGACACCAGAGUUACGUAAGGAUGUAUUUUGGGACGAUCAAUGGGUACCGCUAUACUCUGAAGAGAGCGCAUGGGAGAAGAGAUAUAGCCAUCGUGAGGGUUCGCUAAGUCAAGUGAAACUGAAUCCUUCCGUAUCGCAAGUGCGCAUGGUACCAUUGCACGGAAAUGCAAGUAGUUCGAAUUUGCGACGAAGAAUGAGUUCCAUCCGGGAGACUAUUGUUCCAGUCAAACCUGAAGAGAUGUCCCGGCGGCCGUCAUUAGCCCAAUUUAUUCGUUCUGCAUCAAAGCUAAGCCUUUUCAGUGAAGGCAAACAGAUAUCCAAAAACGCGUCCACACCGCACUUCCGCAGCCAAGGCAAGGAACCAGCGGUCCGCAUGUUCAACGGCAAUGACAACGAUGAACCGCGCAUCGUUACGGUACCUGGCAGUUUUCCAGUGUUCAACACAUCCAUGAGCGCUGAUACACUGGGACAUGAUGGUGCAGUGUCGCCAACUUCGCCAACCUCGCCAACCAGUGGCGAGUUGUCGCGGGUGAUGACCGACGACAGCGCUAUGCAAAUGUUCGCCAUUGGAGAUGGUGAUUUACGUGUAGCUACGCGGUCGCUCGAGACUGAUGCAUCCGCAGAGAAAUCGCCGAUGUCCCCGAAGUCCGACGGAGGCCCAGAACAGGGCGACGAACAGAGAUCAGCGGGAGACACAAGAAAGAAACCACUACUGAAGUUCUCGUUCAGCUCCUAAAGAAACCGGUCAUACCUUUUUCGUUAUUAUCCAUUGUUAUCGACACUUGAAUCACUCUCGUAUGGUCAACAUGGACUGUUUACUAUGUCUGUUCCAUACCGGCUUUCCUUGCAUGA